Musa acuminata AAA Group (dessert banana) is the source of this 1380-nucleotide messenger RNA. RefSeq names its product cyclin-dependent kinase B2-1. Gene Ontology annotation, biological process: regulation of gene expression; signal transduction; regulation of G2/M transition of mitotic cell cycle. The transcript is spliced from 8 exons. Lineage: Eukaryota; Viridiplantae; Streptophyta; Magnoliopsida; Zingiberales; Musaceae. Gene Ontology annotation, cellular component: nucleus; cyclin-dependent protein kinase holoenzyme complex; cytoplasm. Bases 103 to 1050 code for a protein of 315 amino acids. Gene Ontology annotation, molecular function: cyclin binding; cyclin-dependent protein serine/threonine kinase activity; ATP binding. The record is from RefSeq and is a predicted model, not a curated record.
GAACACAACCCUUCGUUCAGAGUCUAUCUUUUCUCCUCCUUUCUUCCCUUGCUCGAUCGAGCCACACAGCGACAAUCGGAGAGACAGACUGAGAGAGAGAGGAUGGCGACAACGGUGCGGCAGCAGCAGCCGAGUCGGGCGAUGGACGCGUACGAGAAGCUGGAGAAGGUUGGGGAAGGGACGUACGGGAAGGUGUACAAGGCCAGGGAGAAGGCCACCGGCAAGAUCGUCGCCCUCAAGAAGACCCGCCUGCCCGAGGACGACGAGGGCGUCCCCCCCACCACCCUCCGCGAGGUCUCCCUCCUCCGCAUGCUCUCCGUCGACCCCCACGUCGUCAGAUUGUUGGAUCUCAAACAAGAUAAGAACAAAGACGGGCAAACCAUUCUGUAUCUCGUCUUUGAGUACAUGGACACCGAUCUCAAGAAAUACAUCAGAAGCUUCCGUCAGAACCAUGAACAGAUUCCGCCCGAAACUGUGAAGAUUCUGAUGUAUCAACUAUGUAAAGGAAUUGCGUUCUGUCAUGGGCGUGGGGUGCUGCACAGAGAUCUGAAACCUCACAAUCUCUUGAUGGAUCGAAAGACUAUGAUGUUAAAAAUCGCAGACCUUGGACUUAGCAGAGCAUUCACUAUUCCUCUCAAGAAAUAUACUCAUGAGAUCCUGACUCUUUGGUAUCGAGCUCCAGAGGUUCUCCUUGGGGCCACACACUAUUCAACACCGAUCGAUAUGUGGUCAAUCGGCUGUAUUUUUGCUGAACUAAUUACAACCCAAGCAAUUUUUGCUGGCGACUCUGAACUGCAGCAGCUUCUUCAUAUUUUCAGGUUACUGGGUACACCAAAUGAUGUAAUUUGGCCUGGUGUAAGCAAAUUGCCUAAUUGGCACGAGUAUCCUCAGUGGAGCCCCAAGAGUUUGUCAUCUACUGUUCCUAAUCUGGAUGAUAAUGGAUUGGAUCUACUCUCGAAGAUGUUGCAGUAUGAGCCUUCAAAGCGGAUUUCAGCAAAGAAAGCUAUGGAACACCCAUACUUUGAUGAUGUAAACAAGGCAUAUUACUGAGCUUCUUCUGACUGCUUGCUGUGGCUUUGGUUUAAGAACUAACAAGUUAAAUCGUCAUAAUAUGUGGCUAUUAUGGAUUAGCUUUUCUCGAGCAUUCUAUUGUGUUUUGCGGAAUGCUUAUAACUACUACUUGCUUUCACUAAUUUGUUUGUGUAACCUUUCCAUCUAUUGGAUUGGCCUUUCUCGAGCAUUGUAUUGUAUUUGGAGCAAUGCUCUUGCUUUCACUAGUUUGUUUGUAUUGUGGAAAUUUCCGUCUUUUCUCAAGCAUUGUAUUGCAUUUUGAGGAAUGCUUACAACUAUACUAAGCAUGGAAAUUUUAUUUUAUGGUAA